AUGGGUCAGCAACCUGAAACGCCCAACGCGACUCCUGCAGCAGCAGCAGCAGCAAAUGGAGCAGGAGCAAAUGCAGCAGCAGCAAAUGCAGCAGCAGCAAAUUCGGCAGCAGCAGCAAAUGGAGCAGCAGCAGCAGCAAAUGCAGCAGCAGCAGCAGCAACAGUUGAUAUGCUUGAACAACAGCAGCAAAACCAGCAUCAACAGCACCAAAGGAAUCCCCAGCAGCAGCAGCAACACGCCAGCAGCAGCAGCAGCAGCAACACCUGCUGCAGCACCACCAACGCCAGUAGCAUUAGCAGCAGCAGCAGUGGCACCAGUAACACCAGCAGCACCAGCAGUAGCACCACCAACACGAGCAGCAGCAAUGGCAGCAGCAGUAGCAGCAGCAGCAGCAGCAGCAUACCGCCUCAAGAAGCGCUUGCGAAGGCAUCUCAGCAGCAGCAGGAUCAGUAG
Molecule: messenger RNA, 453 nt
Organism: Eimeria acervulina
Lineage: Eukaryota; Apicomplexa; Conoidasida; Eucoccidiorida; Eimeriidae
Exons: 2
Coding region: 1-453 (150 amino acids)
Source: RefSeq, a predicted model, not a curated record